Messenger RNA from Neltuma alba, 2596 nucleotides. RefSeq names its product transketolase, chloroplastic. Bases 35 to 2263 code for a protein of 742 amino acids. The record is from RefSeq and is a predicted model, not a curated record. The transcript has 7 exons. Gene Ontology annotation, biological process: pentose-phosphate shunt. Gene Ontology annotation, cellular component: cytosol. Gene Ontology annotation, molecular function: transketolase activity. Lineage: Eukaryota; Viridiplantae; Streptophyta; Magnoliopsida; Fabales; Fabaceae.
CAACUCCUUCCAAGUCUACCUGUCCCCAGAACCCAUGGCUUCCUCUUCAUCUCUCACCCUUUACCAAACCCUCUUGGCUCGAUCCAUCUCUUCCCAAUCCUCUAAUUCGUCCACCGAUCGAGUUUCCUUGUCCAGCUUCUCUUCUCUCAGAUCAAUUUCUUCUCUUUCUUCUUCGUUUAACCCAACCAGCGCCGUAGCUCGCUUGCCUCGACGGGCGGGUUCUUCCGUUCGGGCUUCCGCCGUCGAGACCCUUGAUAAGGCCACUGAGAUCUCUUUGGUCGAGAAAUCAAUCAACACGAUCCGGUUCUUGGCCGUCGAUGCGGUGGAGAAAGCGAAUUCGGGUCACCCAGGUCUGCCUAUGGGUUGUGCUCCGAUGGGGCAUAUCCUCUAUGAUGAGGUCAUGAGAUACAACCCCAAGAACCCCAAAUGGUUCAACCGUGACCGUUUCGUGUUGUCCGCCGGCCAUGGAUGUAUGCUUCAGUACGCUCUGCUUCACUUAGCAGGAUAUGACAGCGUUGGGGAAGGAGAUUUAAAGGAGUUCCGUCAAUGGGGAAGCCGAACUCCAGGACACCCAGAGAACUUUGAGACCCUGGGAGUUGAAGUGACAACAGGUCCUCUUGGUCAGGGCAUUGCUAACGCUGUUGGUUUGGCCCUUGCGGAGAAGCAUUUGGCCGCCAGAUUUAACAAGCCUGACAAUGAGAUUGUUGACCAUUACACGUAUGCUAUUCUUGGCGAUGGUUGUCAAAUGGAAGGAGUUGCAAAUGAAGCAUGUUCACUAGCUGGACACUGGGGCCUGGGGAAGCUAAUAGCUUUCUAUGAUGACAACCACAUCUCCAUUGAUGGUGACACAGAGAUUGCGUUUACUGAGAGUGUUGAGACACGUUUUGAGGCACUUGGGUGGCAUGUUAUAUGGGUAAAGAAUGGAAACCAUGGCUAUGAUGAUAUUCGUGCUGCCAUUAAGGAAGCAAAAGCUGUCAAAGACAAGCCCACUUUGAUUAAGGUGACUACGACCAUUGGUUAUGGUUCUCCAAACAAGGCAAACUCCUACAGUGUGCAUGGAAGUGCACUGGGGGCCAAAGAAGUUGAUGCCACGAGGAAGAACCUUGGCUGGCCAUAUGAGCCUUUCCAUGUUCCUGAGGAUGUUAAAAAGCAUUGGAGUCGCCACAUUCCUGAGGGUUCUGCGCUUGAAGCUGAGUGGAAUGCUAAGUUCGCUGAAUAUGAGAAGAAAUACAAGGAAGACGCUGCAAUGCUGAAGUCUAUUAUUAGUGGGGAAUUGCCUGCCGAUUGGGAGAAAGCACUUCCGACAUACACUCCAGAGAGCCCAGCAGAUGCGACCAGAAAUCUGUCUCAGCAAAACCUUAAUGCCCUUGCAAAGGUUCUUCCUGGGCUGCUCGGUGGCAGUGCAGAUCUUGCCUCUUCCAACAUGACCUUGCUGAAAAUGUUUGGGAAUUUUCAGAAGGAUACCCCAGAAGAGCGUAAUGUUAGAUUUGGUGUUAGAGAACAUGGAAUGGGAGCAAUCUGCAACGGCAUUGCUCUUCACAGCCCUGGAUUGCUUCCUUAUUGUGCUACUUUCUUUGUUUUCACUGACUACAUGAGAGGCGCCAUAAGGCUUUCUGCAUUAUCCGGGGCUAGAGUAAUUCACGUUAUGACCCAUGAUUCAAUUGGACUUGGAGAGGAUGGCCCAACUCACCAGCCAGUAGAGCAUUUGGCAAGCUUCCGGGCAAUGCCAAAUAUUUUGAUGCUCCGUCCAGCUGAUGGUAAUGAAACUGCCGGAGCUUAUAAGGUUGCUGUUCUCAACAAGAACAGGCCUUCAAUUCUUGCCCUUUCUCGGCAAAAAUUGCCCCAGCUUCCAGGCACAUCUAUUGAAGGAGUUGAAAAGGGUGCAUACAUUAUUUCAGACAAUUCAUCAGGAAACAAGCCUGAUGUCAUUUUGAUUGGAACUGGUUCUGAAUUGGAAAUUGCAGCCAAAGCUGCUGAGGAUUUAAGGAAGGAAGGUAAGGCCGUUAGGGUUGUUUCAUUUGUUUGCUGGGAACUUUUUGACGAGCAGUCAGAUGCCUACAAGGAGGGCGUUCUUCCUGCUGCUGUAUCAGCUAGAGUUAGCAUUGAAGCAGGAACAACAUUUGGAUGGGAGAAGAUUCUUGGGAGCAAGGGAAAGGCAAUUGGAAUUGAUCGGUUCGGUGCAAGUGCUCCGGCAGGAACCCUAUAUAAAGAGUUCGGUCUCACCAAGGAAGCUGUUAUUGCUGCAGCCAAGGAAUUGUGUUAGAUGUCAUAUAAAAGUUCUUCUCUUUUUAGAACUUUUUUUUUUUUUUUCAACUAGUUCUGGCUUUCGUUUCUACGAUUAGGUAAUGAGUAGGGGAUCUGUUGAGAGCAGUCUCCUUUGUUUGAAUAAUGCAGCAUGAGAUCGUUGCUGCUUGCGAUUCAUGGUGAUGAUUGAAGGAGCGUCAUGGUGAAAGGAGAGUAGAAGUAUAUGAAUUUGACAAUUUGUAACAACUCUUUGACCAUUGAAUUUCGUGAUUGCGGUUAAAAUUUAAUGUUCAGAGUUUCCCAUUUGGCCAUUUCUAUCUGCUAUAUGGUAUUACUUAGUUUGGUUUGAGUA